AUGCUCAUUUAUCAUUCUGCUACCUCCAAUUAUCGGCCGCUUCUUGGCAUGAGUGAAAUCAAAGCUGCGAAUACUUUGAAAGACCUUCCUGCACAGCUGGAUCAGGAGGGCUGGUACGUAGGCCUACUGCCAGAGACUCAGUCUGAGGUAAGUCCACCUGCUUUGUCCCUAACAACAUUACGGCAGGAGCUCCUGAAGCAGAAAGGCGAUUUUGUGGUACGACUGUCGGAGACUAAGAAGGGAAACAAUUUCAAGCUGGUAGUCAAAACGGGCAAGAAAUUGUACCACUUGCCAAUAAAUAUCGAGAACAACUUGUGGUUAUUGGCAUCAAAAAAGAAGAAUCAGUUCAAGACAAUUACGGAGCUCAUCGAGUUCUUCAAAAAGAAUGACUUGCCUGUUGACGAUGAAAUGGGAGUUAGAUUGGUCAAUCCGGUACAGAAACCGAGAUUCCUUUUGAAGCGAAAAGAUAUCAAAUUUGACAAAAAGCUGUUAGGUAAGGCCUGCAGUAGACUUGGCUGCCGGGCCGGGCCAAAGCAAAAUUGAAACGGGCCGGGCCGGGCCGACCUGUUCCGGCCCGCGGGCCGGGCCGCAAUUUUCGGCCCGGGCCGGCCCGGCAAAAUUAAAGUUUUGAAUUUCAAAGCGAAAAGUUGGGUUGCCAAUAAAAUUAAAACGCAAAGCCAAGAAUGGGGUCUAUUUUUCAUACAGUAAGUAUAAUUUUAUAAAAAUAAAGCAGGGAAGUAUUCAAAAAUCAUUAAUAAUAAGUAAUUUUACUAGUAAGAUCUAUUAAGAAGUAAAGUGUAUCAGUGUUUGUAGUAAUCGUUUGAGCAACUACCCAAAAUAAACGUAAUCGACAUCUUUCUAAACACAAUUAGUAAGUCGUCUGAAGUAACACUAUCAUCUGAAAGUUGGAAAUCUGACGAAAAAUUUGAUAAAAUAGGUUCCACCUUUACUGAAUCUAUAAAAUUCAUCUUGGGGCAAUUUUUAAUAGUCUGAAAAAGUACCUCGGUAAUUUUUGAUUAAUUUUAACAAGGCAAUGCGAUGGUUGGUAAUUUUUUGCUUUAAAAAUUGAUUGUUAGUUGCUUGAAUAAAGAAAAAUAUGUCUUUUCUAAUAACGUAGGAAGGUUUUUUACUUUUCCUUAAUUUUCGGGCCGGCCCGGGCCGGCCCGGGCCGCGGGCUGGGCCGGGCCGGGCCGAAGAAAAAUUGAAACGGGCCGGGCCGACCUCUUCCGGCCCGCGGGCCGGGCCGCGAUUUUCGGCCCGGGCCGGCCCGAGAGCCAUGUCUAGCCUGCAGUAACCUUUAUUUUUCGAUUACUGUAACUUUCUGAAUGAUUUCUGACCCGCUGGUUACAGGGAGCGGAAACUUUUGCGACAUCCAUAAGGGACUUUACAGAGAGAAGAGAGUUUGCGCAGUCAAGAUAUGCCACACUAUCAACAGCAAGUAAUUUAAAUUGAUGAUUAAAAUUUAAUUUAGCUGCCGAUGAAGCCCCAAUCCAAGUCGGGGAAGCCAACAACAUGAUUGCAGAGGCCAAGUUGAUGAGAUCGAUCAACCAUCCGAACAUUGUGAAGGUAAAUUUGAAAGUGUUUUUGUCGUUUUAUGAUAUACAUAUUGCGUUUAACAUUUAACAUUUUAGUUUUACGGGAUUUGUUGCGACCAAACGCCUGUCAUGAUUGUGAUGGAAUUGUGUCCUGGAGGCUCUUUAUUGAGGCAUUUGACAAGAGAAGGCGCAGCAAUAACUACCGGAGAGAGAAUCAAGUUCGCGGCCGAAACUGCUGGGGGAAUGAAUCAUCUGCAUUCUAAGUAAAUUUAAGACAAUUCUAAACCUUUUUUAUGCAUUCGUUUAAACUUAAUGAUAUGGCUUUUUCAGAGACGUUGUUCACCGAGACUUGGCCGCUCGGAAUUGUUUGAUCAGCAAAACUGGAGUAGUCAAGAUUGGGGACUUUGGUCUUAGCAAAAUUGUUAGUGAUCUGGCUGGAGAAAAUCUGAAAAAUAUGCCGAUUCCACUGCGAUGGAUGGCACCAGAAACGCUGACCGAUAAACCACAAUUCUCCAAAGCUUCUGAUGUCUGGUGAGUUGGCUUGAAGCUUUGUAGCCUUUGUUAUAAUAACAUUUUUAAAAUUGGUACAGGGAACAAUGUAUAUUUCAGGGCAUAUGGUGUGCUUCUGUUUGAGAUCUUCAGCCAUGGCCAAAAGCCCUGGCCUGAUUGGGAGAACAAGCGGAUUGCCACUCAUAUCCGACGUAACCAGAUGAUUGACUUCCCUUCCACAGCUCCAGAUGAGGUCAGAAAAAUGGUCAAUGAAGGGCUUUGGCACAGGGAUCCGACAAAGAGGCUGGACUUCCAUAAUAUAACUCGACUGUUUAUCCAGAUCAGCAUUAAAUACCCAGCUCCAGUCUUGGAUAAGGUAUGAGACAGUGAAAUUGGUAAUUGAAACAUUGAGGUUCAAAGUUGUAUUACUUUUUGAUUGCAGCUAACCGUGAAUAACAUUCCUGAUGUCUGUGCCACGGGGAACGAAGAGCCCGCCUUUCUCUGUGAAACAGCCGAAGAUACUGCCGAUGGCGCUCCUCCCAUAACUACAAACAUUGAAUACGACGUCAAGCUUAAGAGAUUUGUGGAGAGCCCAACUCCCACGGACGAUCAGCAUAGCAACAAGAAGAAGUUGCAAAGGAAAUCAUCGCUCAAAAAGAGGAACCAGGUCACAGUCACAUGUGAAGUCACAGAGGAAAAAGUUACUCAGGGAUCCGAAGAAGAGAAAGUAAAAUCAACACCAGCACCGAAAGGAAGGAUUGGCAAAGGAAAGCAUAGGAAAUCGAUGGCAAAUACUCCACCAGUGAAACGAAUGUCAAACAAAAGUUGA
Molecule: messenger RNA, 2853 nt
Organism: Bursaphelenchus xylophilus (pine wood nematode)
Lineage: Eukaryota; Metazoa; Nematoda; Chromadorea; Rhabditida; Aphelenchoididae
Source: the annotation of a GenBank genome assembly